GUGGUGCCCUGUAGGGCCUGAGAGCUUUCGCCGGUUUCCCGGCCCGCUUUCGCCGCUUCGGCUCCGCAGACAUGUCGGGGUUCAGCCCAGAACUUAUCGACUACCUGGAAGGGAAAAUCUCCUUUGAAGAAUUCGAAAGGCGGAGAGAAGAGAGAAAAACCCGGGAGAAGAAAAGUGUUCAGGAAAAAGGAAAAUCAUCCCCUGAAGAAAACCCAGAUGAUUCUGAAGUUCCAUCGUCAUCAGGAAUUGACUCUGCCAAAUCCCAGAACAAAGAUGCCAAUGAAGGAGAAACAUCAGAUGGAGUGAGUAAGUCAGUUCACAAAGUCUUUGCUUCCAUGCUUGGAGAGACUGAAGAUGAUGAAGAGGAAGAAGAAGAGGAGGAGGAAGAGGAGACACCAGAGCAACCUACCGCAGGAGAUGUAUUUGUAUUGGAGAUGGUUCUCAACCGUGAAACCAAAAAAAUGAUGAAAGAGAAGAGGCCUCGGAGUAAACUUCCCCGAGCCCUGAGAGGCCUCAUGGGUGAAGCCAAUAUUCGAUUUGCUCGAGGAGAACAUGAAGAGGCCAUAUUGAUGUGCAUGGAAAUCAUAAGACAAGCUCCUUUGGCUUAUGAGCCAUUCUCUACACUUGCCAUGAUAUACGAGGACCAAGGUGACAUGGAGAAAUCGUUGCAGUUUGAGCUGAUUGCUGCACAUUUAAAUCCCAGUGACACAGAAGAAUGGGUUAGGUUGGCAGAAAUGUCUCUGGAACAAGAUAACAUUAAGCAGGCUAUUUUUUGCUAUACAAAAGCUCUUAAAUGUGAACCUACUAAUGUCCGUUACCUGUGGGAGAGAUCAAGCCUUUAUGAACAGAUGGGUGAUCACAAAAUGGCCAUGGAUGGCUAUAGGCGUAUUUUAAAUCUUUUGUCUCCAUCUGAUGGAGAACGUUUUAUGCAGCUGGCUAGAGAUAUGGCAAAGAGUUACUAUGAAGCCAAUGAUAGUACUUCAGCUAUCAACAUAAUUGAAGAAGCCUUCUCAAAACACCAAGGCUUAGUAUCCAUGGAGGAUGUUAACAUAGCAGCUGAAUUAUAUAUUUCCAACAAGCAGUAUGACAAAGCUUUGGAGGUAAUUACAGAUUUUUCUGGAAUUAUCCUGGAAAAGGAAACUUUGGAAGAAGGCACCUCAGAAGAGAAUAAAGCUGCUGAGACCGUGACCUGCUCUAUACCUGACAGUGUGCCAAUAGACAUCACGGUGAAGCUGAUGGUCUGCCUGGUGCAUCUCAACAUCCUUGAGCCACUCAAUCCACUCUUGACAACACUGGUGGAACAGAAUCCUGAAGAUAUGGGUGACCUCUAUCUUGAUGUUGCUGAAGCUUUUCUGGAUGUUGGCGAAUACAAUUCUGCCCUACCCCUGCUCAGUGCACUGGUUUGCUCUGAGAGGUACAACCUUGCAGUGGUUUGGCUUCGGCAUGCAGAGUGUUUGAAGGCCCUGGGCUACAUGGAGCGCGCUGCUGAAAGCUACAGUAAAGUGGUCGAUCUGGCCCCGCUCCACCUGGAUGCAAGAAUUUCGCUUUCCACCCUUCAGCAGCAGCUAGGCCGCCCUGAGAAAGCUCUGGAGGCCCUGGAGCCAAUGUAUGACCCCGACACCUUAGCCCAGGAUGCGAAUGCUGCGCAGCAGGAACUGAAGUUACUGCUCCAUCGUUCUACCCUGUUAUCUUCACAAGGCAAGAUGUAUGGCUAUCUGGACACCUUACUAACCAUGCUGGCCAUGCUUUUAAAGGUUGCGAUGAAUAGAGCUCAAGUGUGUUUGAUAUCCAGUUCCAAAUCUGGAGAAAGGCAUCUCUACCUCAUUAAAGUGUCAAGAGAUAAAAUUUCAGACAACAAUGAGCAAGAAACAUCAAAUUAUGAUGCAAAAGCAAUAUUUGCCGUGCUCACAAGCGUCUUGGCAAAAGAUGACUGGUGGAACCUUCUCUUGAAGGCCAUAUACACCUUGAGUGAUUUAUCCCGAUUCCAAGAAGCUGAAUUGCUUGUAGAUUCUUCCCUGGAAUAUUAUUCAUUUUAUGACGACAGACAAAAACGCAAAGAGCUAGAAUACUUCGGUCUGUCUGCUGCAAUUCUGGACAAAAAUUUCAGAAAGGCAUAUGACUAUAUCAGGGUGAUGGUGAUGGAGAAUGUCAAUAAGCCCCAGCUGUGGAAUAUUUUCAAUCAAGUUACCAUGCACUCCCAAGACGUAAGACAUCAUCGCUUCUGUCUCCGCCUGAUGCUGAAAAACCCAGAUAAUCAUGCUCUGUGUGUUUUAAAUGGACACAAUGCAUUUGUGUCUGGCAGUUUCAAGCAUGCCCUUGGGCAGUAUGUACAAGCCUUCCGUGCCUCUCCCAGCGAGCCUCUCUACAACCUCUGCAUAGGCCUGACCUUUAUUCACAUGGCAUCUCAGAAGUACGUGCUGAAGAGACAUGCUCUCACUGUGCAGGGCUUUUCCUUCCUUAAUCGCUACCUCAGCAUACGUGGGCCUUGCCAGGAGUCCUUCUAUAAUCUGGGCCGUGGCCUUCAUCAACUGGGAUUGACUCACCUUGCGAUCCACUAUUACCAGAAGGCUCUGGCGCUCCCUCCACUGGUGGUAGAGGGUAUAGAAGUUGACCAGUUAGACUUACGAAGAGAUAUUGCCUACAACAUGUCUCUCAUUUAUCAGAGCAGCGGCAACACUGCGAUGGCUCAGAAGCUGCUGUACACCUAUUGUGUCAUAUAACAGUGUAACUGAGGAAGGCGCUGCUAGCUGCCAUUACAGCCCAGCUUUGAAGCAGGAGGUGUAGCUCAGCCAGACCGCCUGCCUGCUUCAUCUGCACAGGCCACAGGUUCAAGCCACAAGCCUUUGGAACACCUAAAUACUGCUUUUGUCUCUGGACUGUAUGCAGAGUUACCAUUCCUAUGAGAAUGUACAUGUUAUUUUUCUUUAGCAUUCUACAGUAAAAUUAUCCCUAACACUGAAAUGGACACUAUUAGCUGCUGAGUCAGCUGCAGCUGGACAUGCUAUUCUCCAGUAAUAAUGUCUGCUGGUCUCCUCUGUACCAGGUGUUUGACAGGUGCAGGUAACUCUGAAGACAGGGAGAUGCGGUUUGUCCUGAAGGCAUUACAGAGUACACUGCUGAGACAGUCACCACUGAAUACAGUUACUUAUGUAAUCUAUUUUCUUGUGCUAUAGGUUGAAUGUGGGGCCUUGUGCCGUGCGAAGUGCUCUACCACUGAGCUACAUCCUUAGCCUACACAGUUCCUAAUGUAAAGUAUGAACAUGUAUUUCUUUGAAAGGAAUAUUUUCUGCCUUUAUAUAUAACACCCUUUCUCAGAGCUAUUACUGUCAUAUAAGGAAGUGUCCAAAUACACAGCAAAUGAGGUUGGACUCUUACAGUAAUGUAAUUACUUACAGUCAGCACCUAACAGAAUUAAGAUGGUUUUAUUGUGGGAAGACAGUUGAUUCAUUUCAUUUUCAUCUGUCAGUAUGUUAAUUUCAGGGUGUAAGCCCUGGAACCAGGCUUAAUUCAAAGCACAAUGCUUCAAGGCCAAACAGUUGAUACAUUUGGCUUCCCAGCUUAGAAAAGGGACACACAUGUUCAGUAACACUCCUGUUUUCCAGUUCAGGUAAUAAUGACCAGAGUACACAGACUGGGGAGGUCAGAUAUACAGAAUAAAGUAUUGAUAAUGCUUAAAGAUAUUUUACUUCAUUACAUCUUCUUGAAACUCAGAUAAAAAACAUUUGCUAGAUGUGUUGUUUCUUUAAUAAGAGUUUUGUUUGUUUCCUUGAGACAGGGUUUCUCUGUGUAAUAGCCCUGGCUGUCAUGGACUCUUGUAGUCCAGGCUGGCCUUGAACUUGCAGGGAUCCGCCUUCCUCAGUCUCCCGAGUGCUGGGAUUAAAGGCAUGUGCUACCUUGCCUGUUUCAAUAAGAGUUUUUUUCGUGGAAAAUAAAUGCUAUAAUGUUUGAUUAAUUCUAAGACCAAUCCAGUUGUGAAAGGAAACAAAUGUGAGACUGAGGAUCUAAUACAAUGGAGACUUUUGAGGCAUUCCUACCUCUCUUUGUACUCUAUACACAACUUUCCAACUGAGAAGCAGAAUUUGUAAGUAGUUAGUAAAUGCAUCUUGUAUUCUGUAUGUGCCUAUAUAAAAAUAAAUCCUAUUUUUAUAAUUGA
Molecule: messenger RNA, 4153 nt
Organism: Psammomys obesus (fat sand rat)
Lineage: Eukaryota; Metazoa; Chordata; Mammalia; Rodentia; Muridae
Gene: Gtf3c3
Product: general transcription factor IIIC subunit 3
Exons: 18
Coding region: 72-2720 (882 amino acids)
Biological process (GO): transcription by RNA polymerase III
Cellular component (GO): transcription factor TFIIIC complex
Molecular function (GO): protein binding
Source: RefSeq, a predicted model, not a curated record